UUUUAUCAUCAGCAUCUGCUUUUGGAACUGACCCCCUUUUCCUUUGCUGUCAGUCGAGGGGGGGAAGUCUAUUAAUAGCACCAGCUGGUGUGUUGGAAAGCAGAGGACGAGGAUCCGAGCAGAACACAGGAGGAGGGGUGGCUGUUUGUUGUGACAUGGCUGACAGAGGUGACCAUGAGCUGAAACUGCAGAGCUUUGAAUUGACGCUUGUAUCAGAAGAAGAGGAUGAGUCUGCUUCACAGGUGAAGGACUCUGAGGCUGAUAUAACACCUGAUGCUAGCCUACAAGUAGAAGGAGAGAUUUUUUAUGUCAACCGUCAACAUCUGGCCCUGCAGAGCCCUUACUUCAGGGCUCUGUUCUUUGGCCGUGGGUUGGAGAGCAGCAAAAGGCAGGUAGAGAUUAAAGGUGUGAGUCUGCAGCAUUUCAGGACCUUGAUGGAAUAUACCACAACAUGCAGCCUGUCUUUGGACAGAGAAAAUGUUACGGGCAUCCUCGAGACGUCCGACUUUUUGCAGCUGGAGCGAGCCAGGCUGCUGUGCUGUAAGUUCCUGGAGCGUGAGCUGCACCUCAGCAACUGUUUGGGGAUGAUGGCCUACGCCUGGCAGCUGGGUUGCACUCAGCUUUAUGCCGCAGCACGACAGGUGGUGCUCACUCACUUCUCCGCUAUUUCAGCUGAAGAGGAUUUUCUGUCACUCUCAAAAGAGUCAGUAGCAGAUCUACUUGCCAGCGAUGACCUAACCAUCCAUAAAGACGAUCUGGCUCUGGAGGCAAUACUGCGCUGGGUGUCAUUUGACCCUAAACGAGAAGAAUAUUUCCUGGAGCUCAUUGAGCUGGUGAGGCCCGAGUCUCUGUCCUUGCCUUUCAUCACUGAACUCUUGACCAGAAUGAAAAGCUCUGACCCCAGAGCCAGGCUCAUCAUAAAGCUCAAUGAACAUUUCCCAGCAUCUUGGUCAGUGGGCAGGUCAAUGAUGAGGACCAGGGCCAGAGAGACCCUGUUCGUGCUGGGCGGGCCUCAUGAUCAGGAAGAACAGGCGCUGUUCCAGUAUCACCCGAUGAGUGGUAGAUGGCAGAGCUGCGCGCCCCUGCAGAGGAAGAACCUCACACAGUACUCCGUGGCUGCAGUGGGAGACAGUGUGGUCGUGACAGGUGGCUACUUCCGGGAUGUUCUGUGGUUCAGUGUGGAUUGGGUCCGGCUCUACGAAUGUGGGAACCAGCGCUGGGUGGACGGGCCAGCCCUGCAGAAGUCCAGACACAGCCACUGCUCCAUAGGGCUCGAGUCAGUACUGUAUGUCCUGGGGGGAAGUAUGGACGAAGGUCUUGUGGAUGAUGUAGAAAGGCUGGUCCUUGGGUCAGAGGAGGGUUGGGAGGCAGUGAGUCCCAUGGUCAGGGCCGUAGAGAGGGCAGCCACUGCUGCUCUGGGGUCGUGUAUCUACGUGGCGUGUGGGCUGGAUGAAAAUGGCGAGGUUUAUGGUGGAAUUCAGAGGUAUGUGGCGAAGGAGGAUCAGUGGGAUGUGGUCUCCUAUUCUCCAUUUCCACGAUACGACCUGGUUGCCACGGAGCUCAACAGUGCCCUCUACCUGUUCGGAGGCCAAGCCCUUCGUUUUGACAUGGAGACAGAUGAGUGGACGGAGCUGGAGGAGGAAUGUCUGAACAAAAAGUUCUUCUGUGGCUGCUCCUCAGUCACUGGGCAGAUAUACCUGCUCAGCGAGAGAAAGAGUAACAAAGCAUUCCCGAACAUGGUGCUGCUGGACCCUUACAUAGACACCUGCAUUGAGGUAGAUGAUGCUAUACCCUGUCCCGUGCCCCUCAGAGGGUGUGUCACCGUAAGAAUGAUCCCAUGAUGCUCUAUGAUGGUUGAAUGAAUGUGGAAUUGUGCAAAUCUCUCGAGCCAUCCCUCUUUCUUUAUAUUUGGUCUGACCACCUUUAAUUUUUCAGCACAGGCUGAACUCUCAGGCAAGCUUUAAGUAGUCUUCAGGAGUAGUUCUCCAGGCUUCUUGGAGGACAUGCAAAGCUCUUCUUUUAUUCUAUUCUCUGUUAAGAUGAUCCCAGAGAUCAAUAACGAUGAGUUCCAGGCUCUGUGAAGAGCAGGAAGCAGGCGGAGGUUUGAAAGUCAGAAGAAGCAGAAUACAUAUGUGUGAACAAGAGGGAGACAUGCAAAGAGCAGUGAUGGUGAAGGUAGAUCCGUUUAAAUAUCAACCAUCCAAGAAAAAGGAGAGUCCAGAAGAGAGUGCAGUCAGGGUGGAGUGGGUGGAGACGAGUGUCAGGAGUGAUUUUAGACAGAAGGAUAAAAGCAAGAAGCUACAAGAUGCUGGAGAGCUGCUGUGAUGUUUGGAGAUGCUAGAAGCACGCCUGGAGGUGGAGUGACGAGGACUGAUGGAGCUAGAAACGAGUACAGUUAGAGAGGCAAGGCAGGAAUGAUUUGGACAUGUGCACAGAAGGGAUGGUAGAUAUAUUGGACAAGGAUGUUGAAUAUGGAGCUGCCAAGCAGGAGGCAGAGAGGAAGACCUCAGAAAAGAUUCAUGCAUGUAGUGAGGUAGGACAUGCAGGCGCUCGGUGUGACAGAGGAUGCUGUCUGUCACACGGUGGAGUUCCUGCAGAGCCCAACUGCACUGGCUGAGACUCAAACCAUGACAGAGCCUCCACUGUGUUUCACAGAUGGACACACUGCUGUACCUCUCUCCUGACCUCUCCUGUACACACUGGCCACGAUUUGAACCAAAAAUUUCAAAUGUAGAUUCACUCCACAAGACUCGUUGCCACUGAUUUUAAGUCCAAUUUGGCAAACCUCUCCCUGUUUCCUUUCAUUAAGAAUGGCUUGUGGACAGCCACUGAGAACAUUUCUGAGGAGGCUUCAGCGAACAGCAGAUGGAUCAGCUGAAGGGCCAGAUGCAUCUCUCAGGUCCUGUGUCACGGCUUUGCUUGUGUGGUUUUUUUCAUGUAACUCUUUAGGACAGGACGUUCAGAGACUGUUCAUCUGCUGUAGACAGGCCUGCCACCUCUUUAAUCCUCCACAGAUGUUUAAGGACUCGCUGCACAACAUAAAAAUGAAUGAAAAAGCAGCCAACCUCCAACCUUCAUGAAGCCUGGAGCAAUACUGCUCAAGAGCACUUUACAAACAUACCAAGAGGGUGUCAGUCACCUCGAUAGCAAAACAAAGUUUGUACAGUACUGUGUAUGGUCAUCUGUGUGUGUGUGUGUGUGUG
Messenger RNA from Haplochromis burtoni (Burton's mouthbrooder), 3203 nucleotides. Its product is annotated as kelch-like protein 23. Bases 156 to 1841 code for a protein of 561 amino acids. Gene Ontology annotation, molecular function: protein binding. The transcript has 3 exons. The record is from RefSeq and is a predicted model, not a curated record. NCBI's taxonomy places the organism in Eukaryota, Metazoa, Chordata, Actinopteri, Cichliformes, Cichlidae.